This is a messenger RNA of Fimicolochytrium jonesii, 1218 nucleotides long. RefSeq names its product cyclic nucleotide-binding-like protein. Gene Ontology annotation, biological process: regulation of protein phosphorylation. The record is from RefSeq and is a predicted model, not a curated record. NCBI's taxonomy places the organism in Eukaryota, Fungi, Chytridiomycota, Chytridiomycetes, Spizellomycetales, Powellomycetaceae. The coding region runs from base 1 to 1218 and encodes 405 amino acids. Gene Ontology annotation, cellular component: nucleus; cAMP-dependent protein kinase complex. Gene Ontology annotation, molecular function: cAMP-dependent protein kinase regulator activity. The transcript is spliced from 4 exons.
AUGGGCGAGCGAUUCAACUCGGACCAGUUCACGGUCCCGGCCGAGUUUCCGGAAAUCCUCAAGGAUCUCAAUAAGGAGAUCUUGAGGGCCCAGCCCCAGGACAUUUAUCAGUUUUGCUCGAAUUAUUUUCAGAAGAAGUUGGAGGAGCAGAGGACUAGCGAAGUGCGAUCGCGAACUAGCGAGUCCAGUGUAAUACCGAGCGUCAGCGAUGACGAACGAGGCCAAGACGAAGAAGACCACGAGGAGACCGGCCACGACACAGAUGACCACGACGACGAAGAAGAUGACGACGUCGAUGACAUUGCGCCCCCACCCCCUCCGACCAACUACAACCGCGGGCGUCGCACCUCAGUCAGCGCCGAAUCAAUGGCCCCAACCCUCGACAAAGAUUUCGUAAAAGUCGUGAUCCCCAAGUCCGACGACCAGAAACAACGCAUCGAAGCCGCCAUCCGCGGCAACUUCCUCUUCAAAUCCCUCGACGACGACCAAUACCACGACGUCGUCAACGCCAUGGCCGAGAAACGCGUCUCCGCGGGCGAUGAGGUCAUCAAACAGGGCGGCAUCGGCGACUUUUUCUACGUCGUCGAGACGGGCGCCCUCGACGUUUUCGUCUCCCGUAACGGCCAGCCCGCGGUCAAAGUCUUCGAUUACGGCGCUAACGGCUCCUUUGGAGAACUGGCACUGAUGUACAACGCACCCAGAGCCGCUACGGUCGUCGCAACCCAGGAAUGCGUCCUGUGGGCCCUCGACCGCGUCACCUUCCGCCGUAUCCUGAUGGAGAACACCUCCCGCAAGCGACGCAUGUACGAGGCAUUCCUCGAGGAAGUGCCCCUCCUUGUGUCCCUUGAACCCUACGAACGACACAAGAUCGCCGACGCACUCGAGAGCGUCUCCUUCAACGACGGCGAUGUGGUGAUUAAACAGGGGGAUGUUGGCGACGCGUUCUUUAUUAUUGAGAGCGGAGACGCGAGGGUUAUUACUACUGAUGAGAAUGGGAUCGAGCAUGAGAUGCCUGGGUUGCAGAAGGGCGAUUAUUUCGGAGAAUUGGCCCUCCUCUCCGACAAACCAAGACGCGCAACAGUGAUCGCUCGCGGCCGCCUGAAAUGCGCCACCCUGGGCAAGAAGCCGUUCGUCCGCUUGCUGGGCCCCGUGGUGGAUAUCAUCAAGAGGAACGCGAGCAAUUAUUUGACGUAUUCUGAGAGGAUUAGUUUGGAUUGA